AUGGAUGCUUGGCGCAUCAUUCACCAUUAUGAUUUUGCUUAUACACCCUCCGUGAAAGCAUGGGGUGAUGCCGUCGAAGGAAAGGACCUGAAAUAUGUGGCAGAAAAGGCCCGGUUCUUCCCCGAUGAGCAGAGCAAACCGGAUCUCGCAUUUCAAACUAAAUUAAUUGUAAAUACUAUGGGCUAUGACCACCCGCCUCCAUCCUACGGAAAUGCGGUUAAUGACCUCCCUCCCGAAUACUCUACGUUAGCCCCGUUGGCUCGGCAGAAGGACCUGAUCCGAGAUGAUUCGGCGCCAGCCAGGCCUGAGAAGGAGCCCACGGCUAAAUCAUCAAAGCUACUCAUCGAUUUUGAUGACCCUUCCGGUAUUCGAGAGCAUGGUGGUAAGAAGAAAAAGGGCAAGAAAGGGGGUGGAGCACAGCCUCCAAGUGCACCACCUCCGAAUGAAGAAGAAAAGCAAGAACCACCCCCUGAUGAAGGGCAAAGUGGCGGAGACGGUGGCGAUGCAGGUGGUGCAGGGGAUGGUGCCGGCGACGGUGCCGGCGAUGGGAACAAUGGUGGAGAUGAUGGUAACGGUGAUGGCGCCGGUGGUGGUGGAGACGGCGGCGGAGAUGGCGGCGACGAUGGUUGGAAUGCCUGGGAUGAAGGCACGAGCAAGAAGAGCAAGAAGAAAAAGAAAGAGGAAGAGGAGCAGAAGAAGAAAGAGGAGGAUGAGAGAUUAGCCAAGGAAGAGGAGGAGCGAGCGGCCAAAGAAGAAGAAGAGAGGGUGGCUAGAGAAGAGGAAGAGAGAAAGGCUAAGGAGGACGAAGAGCAAAAAGCUGCCGAUGAAGCCGCUGCCGCCACCAAGGAUCUUAGCUGGGCUGAGGAUGCUGGAGGUGAUGACUCCUGGGCCGGCUUCGCGACUACCGGGAAAAAGAAGAACAAAAAGAAGGGAAAGGUUGACCUGCUUUCACCCGAUGCGGGAGAUGCACCCUCAAGUGGCUUUCAGGACGUCAGUUUGAAUGACGGCGGCGGCGCAGCACAGUUGGAUCUCAAUUUUGAUGCUCCCCCACCUCCCGCAGGCGCUGGCUUCAAUUUUGGUGGAUGGGGCAAAGAUUGGAAUACCGGCGACAAGUGGGGGCUCGACACUCUUGACGGUGGUGAUGCCGGAGAAGCAAAGGAUACGAACCCAUGGUCCAAGAGCAGUUCGAAAACCCCAAACGUGUUCGAUUUUGGCGAUUUUGGCGAUGCAAACAAAGAUGCGUCUCCCCCUCCUGAAGAGCAGAAGGAAGAUGACUGGGGAGCAUUCACCACAACCAGCAAGAAGGACAAGAAAAAGAAGAAGAAGGGGGCAGUCGAAGAGGUUUCCCCUGCACCUGAACCUGCCCCAACCGCUGAGGAAGACUGGGAGCCGCCGAAGGAACCAGAACUCCCGGCAGCAGAUGACGACUGGGGAGCAGUUACCACGACCAGCAAAAAGGACAAGAAAAAGAAGAAGAAGGGAGCAGUUGAAGAGGUUUCUCCACAGCCUGAACCAGAGCCUGCACCAGAGCCCGAGCCCGAACCUGUGAAAGAACCUGAGCCUGAGCCGAAACUCGAAGUCAGGAGAUUCCCUGAAGAUCCACUUUAUAAUAAUUUCUUUAGUUUAUCUUCAAAGGAUCGCAAGAAACGCGAGAAGUCUUUGGCUAAGAGAGGUCUCCCAAUUCCCACCAAACCAGAGGAUCUUGCGCCGCUCCCUGAAACUGUCGUUGAAGAACCAGCGCCUGAACCCGAACCUGAGGUUGAGCCCGAGCCCGUUCCGGAACCAGAGCCAGAGAAGCCCGCGGAGAAUGUUGAUGAAGACUGGGGUUGGAACGUCCCGUCUAGUAAAGACAAGAAGACAAAGAAGGGCGUGUCAGUCAACGACUUUCUCAUCGAAGAACCCGAUCCUGUUCCAGAACCGGUCACUGAGCCACCACCAGCAACUGAUCCUGCUCCUGCCGAUGAUGACUGGUCGGUUGGAUGGGAUGUUCCGACAAAGAAAAAGGACAAAAAGUCAAAGAAAAACGCUGCUAAAGAGGAGCCGACUCCAGUCGUUGAGGAGCCCGAGCCCGAACCCGAACCAGAGCCAGUCCCUGACCAAAAAGAAGCCGACGAUGACUGGGGUGCUUGGGGUGUGCCAAAGGCUGAGAAAAAGAAAAAGAAGAAGGUCAAGGUCACUGAACCUGAGCCCGAGCCCGAGCCAGCACCUGAGCCAGAGCCAGAACCUGAACCCGAGCCACAACCUGAGGCUGAACCAGAGCCAGAACCCGAACCCGAGCCUGAACCUAAGGUUCCUGUAUUGCCAGAUGAUCCUCUUUAUAACAACUGGACUACCCUCUCAUCGAAAGAUCGCAAGAAACGGGAGAAGUCAUUGAAAAAGAAAGGUCUGCCAAUACCUGAUGCUAAUGGGUUUUUACCAGGAGCCGAGCCUGAGCCAGUCCCUGAACCAGCUCCAGAACCGGAGCCGGAGCCUGUGGUUGAGCCAGAGCCUGAACCUGAACCUGAACCCGAGCCUGAACCACCAGCAGAACCUGAGCCUGAGCCUGAGCCUGAGCCCGAACCGGAGCCAAUCAUCGAGCCUGAACCAGAGCCCGUUCCCCAACAGACCGUUGAUGAAAGCUGGGGUGGAGUUUGGGGUUCUUCUUCCAAGGACAAGAAGAAAAAGAAGAAGAGCAAGAUCCCGGACGAACCCCCGCCCCCUGCACCCACUCCCCCAUCUCUUGGCCUGGAUCCUGAGCCUAGAACUGAAGAUUUACCCGAGGAACCUCUCUGGGAUGACUAUGAUUCUAAGCCUGCGAAGACAGCCAAAAAGGAAGCUCCCAUGGGCUUCUGGGCGACACUGGGCGCAGCCGCGACAGGCAAAUCCAAAGCAUCAAAGAAGAAGUCGCAGGAAACGCCCAAAAUGAUCGAAGAGGCUCCGGAACCAGAGCCUGAGAAUAAUCCUGAGACGGAUUUGCUCAUUGAUGUUGGCGAGGAGCCGGAAGCGCCGAUCGCGCCAGUUGUUGACGAACCAGACGCGCCAGACGCGCCGCCAACAAAGACCGCCACGUCCAAAGCCAAAUCAUCCGGAAAACUGUCACUUGCUGAAAGGGUCGAACAAACGAAGAAGGACAAGUUGAAAUCUAAGACAAAGAAAAAGGAUGUUGCGCCGCCGCCGGAAGAAUCGACUGAACCUCCACCUGAGGAAGAACCAGCUAUAGAGGUCCAACCUGAGCCGGUCAAAGAGAAGAAGGUUUCACGAGAGUCUGUCCCAGGAAGCUUCCCAGACGCAUUUGAGGACGACUGGGAUGAAACACCCCCACCCCCGCCUCCUGUCCCUGAAGUUGAACCCGAACCUGAACCCGAACCUGAACCCGAACCUGAGCGGGAGGAGCCAGCACCAGAACCCGAACUGGAGCCAGAGCCAGAAAUCAGGAGGUUCCCUGAGGAUCCGCUCUAUAAUAAUUUCUUUAGUUUAUCUUCAAAGGAUCGCAAGAAACGCGAGAAGUCUUUGGCUAAGAGAGGUCUUCCGAUUCCCACCAAGCCAGAAGAUCUCGCGCCGCCCCCUGAACCUGAACCGCCUGCAGAGCCCGAACCUGAACCUGAACCUGAACCAGAGCCUGAGCCAGAGAUAAAACGCGAGAAAUCUUUGAUUAAGAGAGGCCUUCCAAUUCCCACGAAGCCAGAGGAUCUCGCACCCUCUCCUGAACCUGAACCGCCUGCAGAACCUGAGCCAGAACCCGAACCCGAACCUGAAGAACAGCCAGAGCCGGAGCCAGAGCCGGAGCCCAUUGAGCCGCCUGCCCCAGAACCCGAGAAGCCUGCAAGGAAGAGUAAGAAGAGCUCCAGAAAAGUCAAGGAGCCGCCACCGAUCGAAGUUGCACCGCCUGAGGAACCAGAAGUCGAAGCUGGUGCACCACCGACGCCCCCACCUGAACCUGAGAAGCCGGCACGCAAGGAGCGGCCUCGUAUUGAACGCACGUCGAGCUCUGCUGCCUGGGGUUACUGGGGAGCAACGGUGCCCCCGAAAAGAUCCAGCCACAAGGAAGGUAGACACAGGGAGGAUUCUGAAAACCCAAGGAGAAGGGAACGAUCUCCCAACGAAGUGGAGAGAUCGAAAUCAGGCACUGCUAGAAAAUCAAGGCCGCGAGAGUCAGAAAACGAGGCCGAAAAAUCAUCUGCAUCUGACAAGGAAAGACGGCGGGAAGCUCGUCAUAAUCGCGCAAUGGGGUUCUCUGAUUUUGUUCUCGGUGCCGCCGCAGCACCUCCUUCUAGAACCAAAUCAAGGAGAAGAACAGAACACAGACGCGACAUCGAUGAGGCUGAUAUGCCUACUCCACCGCCUGACGAAAGGCUUGAGGUAUCGGAUAAAGCAGCUAGGUUGAUGGGCGUCAAUGAAUCGAGGUCUAGAAGAGAGAGGCCGCACGGGGAGAGGAAAAGAUCUGCUUACCCUGAUCCGUACGCCAUUGAAGAUGAAGACAUAGUCAUGGUUAACCGAGACGAUGUUGAGGGACACUCGCCGCAAGAGGGAUCUAGGGAAUCUAGACACUCCAGAAGAAAGUCCCGGUCCAGGAAGACAAGAUCCAGACCUGAAGACCAUGACGAUGCUGUUAUGGUUGAUGCAGACCAGCAGGGCCCAGAUGUUUACUCAGGACCCGAUGAUAUUGCUUUCGUCGAUGCCCCUCCAAGAGAACGACGCUUGAAGCGGUCCGGUACCCUACCCAGGAAACCGGAAACGGGUGGUGGUGGCUUGAUGGGUUUAAUAGAAUCUUUGAAACGGACUGCUCGCCCUGAGGCUCGUCCCGAAGCUCCACCAGAACGCCGCAAGUCUCGGUCUUAUCGUGAUGAAGACGCAAGGUACAUGACAGAACCGGAGCGAGACGAGGCCCGGCGAAUCAGACAUGAAGAACGAAGGAGACGAUGGGAACGACCAGAUACAGAUGCUGAGGGCUUCGUUACCGAAGGCGGUCCAGUUGGAGGUUUCCCAGACACAGAGGCAGAAGAAGCGGCGGCCAGGAGAGCAGCACGCAGAGCCCGGCGUGCCUCGCGACACCCUCCUUCUGAUCAAUUUCGAGAUGCCGACUUCAGAGAAGCCGAAGAAAGACGAGCUAGACGGAGGGAGAAAGAAAGGGCCCGUGAGAUCCUUGAGAGACAAACCCGAGAAGAGGAGGAGAGAGAGGAGAGACGCCGCCAAGAGAAGAGAGCACGUAGAGCUGCUCGUGAAGAACGGCGUAUGAGAGAGGAGCAGGAGGCUCGAGAGAUGGAAGCCCGGGAAAUGGAGGCCCGAGCUCAAGCUAAAGCAGAGCGACGUGAGCGAAGACGAAUCCGUGACGCAGAAAUGCAGGAAGUGUAUGGAGGACAAGCUUCGAGAUCGAGACGUCAUCGCUCAAGAGCAGAGGGAAGAAUUCCUGGCGAAUACGGAGCUCCCGAGGAUUAUUACCGGCCUCGACAGUCUCCCCGAUCCGGCGACGAGGGUGGUAGGCCGAAACGUCGGAGGUCCAGAGCUCCAGAUCCAACGAGCGAGGCACCGAUGAUGUCUGGGGGGCGGAAAGACAAGAUUUCAUCUUGGGUUCAUUCACAAGCAGAUGAGCCCCCCGAGCCACCCCCGGUUAUGUCAACUGUGGUUGAUAUGCCCCCGCCUCCUGGCGAACCACUCAAUGGGCACAGCAUGUCGUCGGACGAAGAGGCCAGGCGCAACUUGCGCAGGCAAGCCCGACGACGGGCCAAGUACCCUGGACUUGCAGACGACGAGAUAGACGAUCUGCGAGCCAGACGGCGGGAAGCACGCAGAGCUGACCGAGACAACAUCAAGAGUACCUCGGGCAGCGGUGAUUACGAGCGUGAGCGUGGGUACAGACCCUAUGAUAGCCGCUAUCCGCCUGUGCCUCCCCCCAGCUCUGGGGCGAGGAUGCCCAACUGGUUCAGAAAACUGACCAAUUUGUGA
This is a messenger RNA of Aspergillus wentii DTO 134E9, 5922 nucleotides long. RefSeq lists its product as uncharacterized. NCBI's taxonomy places the organism in Eukaryota, Fungi, Ascomycota, Eurotiomycetes, Eurotiales, Aspergillaceae. The record is from RefSeq and is a predicted model, not a curated record. The coding region runs from base 1 to 5922 and encodes 1973 amino acids. The transcript has 7 exons.